This is a messenger RNA of Triticum urartu, 2252 nucleotides long. Lineage: Eukaryota; Viridiplantae; Streptophyta; Magnoliopsida; Poales; Poaceae. The record is from RefSeq and is a predicted model, not a curated record.
CGUCGAUAUCGUCAGAGUAUGGCCGGCGGUCGGUGGCUUCGUCGCUCUACUCGCACCUUUCGAUGUCCAAGAGAAGGGUGGAGUACUUCAGCAAGAGGGCAGAUAGCUUCUGCCGGCCGACGAAGGGCGGCGCGCCGUUCGUCGUCUGCAGCUCCUGUAACCAGCUUCUUCAGCUACCUCCUGGGAAAUGCACAUCACCGAAGCAGAAUCGGGUUCAGUGUGGCUCCUGCUCAGAGGUUGUCACUUUCGAUUUCAAGCCUAAAGGAGUGAAAGUUCAUCCGGUGAUCCCAUCAUCAUCUUUUAGUGUGCCAAAAAGUGUGAGAAGCUCCGAUCGCCGGGCUCCUCAAAAUUCUGGGUGGUAUCCAUAUGAGGAUGAUGACACUUCCAGUUUCGGUAGCUAUCGACAGAAGCAGAAUUUUUCCGACAAUCUGUCGCAGUCUUCCACAGGAAGCUAUGGCAACAGCACAAACAAAGAGCGCGGGCCAAACAAGAUCAGUCAGGUAAAAUCUGUUUCUGUCAGCAAGUCUAGAUUUGCAGAUAGCCCAAAAGAUAUAUUAUGUCAAGGAGAUGCAGACAGUCAGGUCGAAGCUUCAGUUGUUCGCACAAUCAGUCCACAAGCCCCAAUUUUAGAGGAUAAACUUGUUGAUCCCUUUUCCAGCCAGCAAAAUGAUUGCAGUGGUGGGGAUCAAAUCAAGAGCAAGAGGUAUGGCUUAAAUAGCAAAGGAAACUUUGAUGUUCGAGGUGAGAGGAUUGAUGUGAAAUGUGAACAAAAGAGCAAUGGAAGUCGGAAGGAUGGAUUUAGUGGAGAAACCGCGAAGAAAACAUAUGGACAGAAAUAUCUCAAACAACUUAAUGCUAGUUGUCCUGAUGGUCACAUUGGUAACAAGAACCCGCGGAAGGCCAAUAGUGAUGAUAGCAGGAGCAGCAGCCUCGAAGAUGAAGCUACAAGCAAAAGGUAUGAAGGAAAGAGCAAACAAGAUGACAACAACUUUGAAGUUCAAGGCGUUAAUAAGAGAUACGACAACUGCAGCAAGGAAGGUUAUAACAAUGCGUUUGGAUUCGAUGGCAUAACUAAGACAUGUGAUGAAGAGAGCAUAGAAGAUGAUUGUGCUAAAUCACUGUCCUCAAACGGUGAAAAUGCCAAGAGAGUGGGCAAAAAUGAGUCAUCGGUCAGUGAGCGAACAAAUACUAGUUCUCAUGUUUCUUCUGAUGCUGGGCUAGAUGAAAUUCAAUCUUCAGCUGGUAAGAGUGGGGAUUCAUCAUUUUUUGGUGGUUUCUUAAAGAAAGGUUUCAAGGAUCUUUCUUUAUUCAACCAGUCUAUGGACAGUGUCAAGGUUUCCAUCAACGGUCAUCCAAUCUCUGAGCGUGCUCUUCGUAAGGCGGAGAAAAAAGCUGGUCCUGUUAGCCCUGGUUCAUAUUGGUAUGACCAACGUGCUGGAUUUUGGGGUGUCAUGGGGCACGAGUGUAGCGGCAUUAUCCCUCCAUUUAUAAAAGAAUUCAGUUAUUCAAUGCCCAAGAAUUGUGCUGGUGGGACUACUGGAGUGCUUGUAAAUGGAAGAGAACUUCAUCAGAAAGAUUUCGAUUUGCUUGUAAAGAGAGGCCUUCAACGUUUCUCUGAAAAAUCAUAUACCGUUGAUAUCUCAGGAACUGUGACUGAUGCUACAACUGGCGACAAAUUACGCAGCCUUGGAAAGCUUGCUCCUACAAUCGAGAAGAUGAAACGCGGUUUUGGCAUGCACGUCCCUGAAGAGAUAAGUUAGCACUCUAUGACAGUCUAUGAUGAUGUCUCCUUCAUUUCCUACCCCCACCCUACCCCACCAGAAAGCUGCAUUUUGCGAGCUAAAUCUUUGGACUCUGCUAUGGAAGAGAGCCUUCUAGACCAUACUACUUCUUGUGGCCUGGCUGUGCGGCAGCAUCAAUAAUACUCCCAGGAAAGGAAAACCUAUUUCCACACACUCCAUUCCUUUACUUGAGAUAUAUCUCGUGAUGGUAUAUUCGGGCAGAGGUGUAGCUCCAAGUUCCUCCUGUUGUGUUGUUUCUCGUCCCCAUCUACUGCAUAUGUUCUUGAAGCAGUUCUCCCUCGGCAUUAGGAAGGCAUUGGAAUGUACCAGUAUAUGUCUUUUGUGGGGUUGUAAUACACUGGGUAGAAUAUUUCUACCUGUAGAACCAACUGUAAAUAUCUAUCUCUCCUAUGCCACCUCUGCUGGGGCGGCUGGUGUGUGCUUUCUGAAAUGCAAAUCCUGGUUUGUACA